This is a messenger RNA of Portunus trituberculatus (swimming crab), 2283 nucleotides long. RefSeq names its product HSPB1-associated protein 1 homolog (gene HSPBAP1). Gene Ontology annotation, molecular function: 2-oxoglutarate-dependent dioxygenase activity. NCBI's taxonomy places the organism in Eukaryota, Metazoa, Arthropoda, Malacostraca, Decapoda, Portunidae. The record is from RefSeq and is a predicted model, not a curated record.
UCCACGGUCAGUAAUAUGUGAAGGUCCCUUGUCCCUAUUUUCCUCCUUUUUGUGAUCUUUUAGCAUCAAGGUGAAGCUUUGAGUAUUUGUGCGCAUUGCCAAGGGUGUGAGCAGUGCAAGUGGCCGCAGUAAGCCCUUCUCCCACAGCGCACAGCAGCAGAGGGGUGGGGUGUGGUGAGGGGCCAUGAAGACACCCUCACCACUACCACAGGGAAGGCAGCAAGGAAAGUGGAAGUGAUAUGUGGGGUGUAUUAAGGAACGGUGCACAGGACACUAAAGGACACAAGGGUGAUGGAGGAAGGGGUGGAGCAGUGUCAGACAUCAGGUGGCAGAGACGGUGGCCAGCCCAGUGCCAAGAGACAGUGCCGCGAUGGACAGACGCGCCUGGCACCACCACGAGAGCUGAGGCAAGGCAUCCUGCAGCACCUCCUUGAGCCUGUGGUGCUGAGGGGGUACCUUGGGGGUGGGGCAGGGACAGGGGAUGGUAAGGGGGACGGGGGGUCAGGGUGGGGGUGUCUGGAGUGGAGUAUUGAUAAGUGGGGGGAAAUAUUUGGUAACCAAGAGCUGGAUUUCCGUGUUGGGCAGCGUGUCGGCACUGGCCAGUCACUGUCGGCGCCACAGUGGGAGAGUGAGUGCCAAAAAGCCGUUAUGACAUUUUGUGACUUCCUGGAGUGGGUGAGGGGUGCCACAUCCUGCACCACAACCAGCGGCACUGAGGUGAAGAGUGCCACACAUUGGGCAUACUUUGACUACUACUACCUCAAGGACCUGGGGGCAGUCCAGCUGGAAGGUGCCAUGGACUGGGGUGCCUUGGGUUUUCCGGAGAGGGGUGUGGGUGCCGGCACUCUCUGGAUUGGCUCAGCAGGUGCCAACACACCGUGCCACAUUGACACUUAUGGCUGCAACCUCAUAGUGCAAGUGUUGGGCAGAAAACGCUGGGUGCUUUUCCCCGAGUGCCAAUCUGGGCUGCUCAGUGCCACACGCGUCCCAUAUGAGGAGUCAAGCAUAUACAGCAGUGCCGGGUUCCCACGUCCGAGCUUGCAGUGCCACCCUAAGCUUGCCAGUGCCACACCUUACGUCAUUACCCUGCAUCCUGGCGACACCCUGUUUGUCCCUCGGCACUGGUGGCACUCAGUGGAAAACCUUGACCUGGCUGUGAGUCUCAAUACCUGGCUGGAGGUGCCGGAGGAUAGUGCCGAGAGGGUCAAGGAGGCACUGGUCAUGUAUUCUGUGGCCAGUUUGUGCCAAGGUGUGACCUCUCUUGACCUUCUGAAGUCUGUGUUUAAUCCUAAUAUGCUUGACCUGGCCACCAUGACCUCACCUGACCUUUUGGCACUGCUCAGGGAGAAGGUACUGGCUAUGACAUCUCCCCUCACCCCAACAGACACCCCAGUUACCUCUUCCCUCACCCCAGUCACUCCAAAAGUCACACCAAUGCACACCACUAACACUCACACAGUCACCCCUUCCUUCACCCCAAUUCUUGUCACCCCAACUUCAAAAAUCAACCUGCCCUCCACCUUAGUCACCUCCACCCCUCCUCACCCCUCUUCUCUCACCCCAUCACACCCACCAGACCCCCAGAAGAGUGCCAAAAGUAGGUGGCACUGCACAGACUGGCUAGCAAAACAUAGCAUUGAGAAAGUGCCACAUAUGACCUUUUGCCAGUACCAGAGAGAUAUUCUGGCACUGGGGCAGGUCAGAUCAGGUCAAGGAGUGCCAGGGAGUGCCACAUCUCAGCUGGAAAGUGACCUGAGGGUGUUGAUUGAUGCAUUCACUGAUAGAAGAGUUGUGAGUGUGUUGAAAGAAGUGUUGGAGGAGAAAAUGGCAGAAAGAAGAGAGAUGGAAGGGUGUGGAAGAGAGGCGGAGGAAAAGGGAACAGGAAAGAAUGAGUGAUAAAGGUGGAAUAGUAGAAAAAUGAAUAAUGGAUUGGAAUAGAGAGAAAAAGGGAGUGAAAAUGAGAAAGGGUGUUCGAUAAGGAUGGAAAAAGAGAAAUAUGAAAGAAUAAUAAAUUGAUGAUAGAAUAGUAAAGAAAAAAGAGAAUGAUGGAUUGAAAUAGAGAGAAAAAGAAACAGAAAAAGAGAAACACUGGUUGAUAAAGAUAGAAGAGGAAGAAUAUGAUAAAAAUAGAAAAAAAAUGAGUGAUGAUGGAAUAGCAAAGAAAAAAAGAGAAUAACAGAUUGGAAUAGAGGAAUAGGAACUGGAAAGAGAAAGUUUGAUAAAGAUAGGAAAAGAGAAACAUGAUAACAAAAGAAGAAAGAAAGAACUGAUUGGUGAGAAUAG